Penicillium taxi is the source of this 1869-nucleotide messenger RNA. RefSeq names its product putative LysM domain protein. Bases 1 to 1869 code for a protein of 622 amino acids. The transcript has a single exon. NCBI's taxonomy places the organism in Eukaryota, Fungi, Ascomycota, Eurotiomycetes, Eurotiales, Aspergillaceae. The record is from RefSeq and is a predicted model, not a curated record.
AUGAGUUCCCAAAGCAACCAUGUCAAUGCUUCCUUGAGCUCCAACUCUUUUGGCGCAACAACCUCCACCUCCGCGGUCCGAUCGCGCCCUCGCCGCCUGGUUUCGUUGAUGGACGAGGAUGAUGACUACAGCAAGAAAAGUUAUUCCUCCGACAACGAUUCUCAACCAUAUACCUCUGGUCUGUCUACCACUAUAUUACCAGGUGGAGCUCUAUCGCGCGGUGCCACCCCCUCGCCGCGGCCAUCUCGUGGAACAUCGCCAUUACCGACGCAGCGUCCCUCCCGCGUUACCGAGGCGAGCUAUAGAGAUUGCGACGAUAUAUCGAUAGGUUGGAACGGUGCACCAAAGGCUUUUUCGUCAUCCCGAGGGGCUGCGGACUUUCUAGACUCGUCAUGGUCCUCGCUUCAGAGCUUGGCAUCAUCAGUUCUAGGAAGCGACAUGGGACCUGCAACGAAUCAUUCAACUAAGACACACGCACGAUGGAAACCGUCUCGGUCGGAUUUAUAUAUUUCAAGUGCCCAACGGUCCACAGCUCCGGCUUGGGGUCCAUCCGGACUCUCUAUUCCAGAAAUUGGAGUGGGAACUAAGGAAGAGAGGCAAGCACUUGUGCAAGCAAAGAAGAGGGAGGCGCUUUUACUGGCAGACUCUGAUCCGGUUCUUAACCGCACCCGCAUGCUUCGACACAAAAGGCGUGACUCAGAUGAUUGUUUUGACCAGCCACCUGACCCCGACCACGAUGAAGACGCUUUAGCUUAUAUUCACCACGUUCAACCAUCGGAUAGUAUCACCGGAGUUACAAUCAAAUAUGGGUGUCAAGCCGCAGUAUUUCGAAAGGCCAACGGGUUCUGGCCCAAUGACAACAUUCAAAGCAGGAAGAUAGUUCUCCUGCCAGUCGAUUUAUGCACCGUGAAAGGCAGACCGAUUCGACAGGAGUCUGUGGAUCUUCUAGGACCUGACACGGAAGAUGCGACUGAAAGCUCGAUUUCUCCUUUACCUGGUUCUACAGACCGUCCAACAGACCAGACGGCCAACAAGUCCGAAUCAGACGCCAAUCAAUUUUGGAAACAUGAGUCGUGGGUACAAAUAGAUGGAUUUCCUGCCGCAAUAGAGAUAGGCCGUGUUCCACGGAGGUCAUUGGGCUUUUUCCCACGCACACGUCGGAAAUCUUUAUCUUAUACCGAUGCGGAACCUCUUCCACUGUCAUCAGCAGUCGGAUCACCACCACUUAAUUCUUCUCAAGGCUUGUUUCCUUGGGAUCGUGAUCGUGAAGAUUCAUCUAAUUCAAAUACCGCUCGCCGCUCUGGACAUCGCCGCCAACAUAGCAGCAUCAAUUUGUCAGGGGGUGGCACUGGUGUCGGUACUCUUGAUCUCACCUCGACUGCCCCUGGUCCCGCAAUGGAUGGGCUCAGCAAAUUUUUAUCGCAGCACAUGCCUUCAUAUCUUGCACCGUCUGCGCCUCCACCAAACCUACCAAGAAAUUCAACCGAGUCAGUAGCCACCGUUACUUCCAAUGCAUCAGGACUUGAGAACAUCGGUGGUGCCCUUGAAGGCUGGGUCCGUAAGGUAGCGACACGUGCAAAAUCUGGCAUCAACGAACUGCAACAAGGGUCUCCAGCCCAACAGGGAGGCAGCCGAGGUCGCAGUAUAGGAAUAUGGGGAAUGGGUGAUCUGAUUGAGCUGGACGAUACAUCAGAAACAACACUGGAGGACCAAAGAUCGCCAUCACGAGGCCCCGCACGAAGGGCGAACUUGCAGAGCUCAUCAUCCACAUCCUCAUACAGAGCCGUAGGCUCUUCCGCAUCCGCGAUGAGCAGGUCUCGCGCGGCUGCAUUUGGCUCCGGGCAGAGUGAACGAACUAAGCAUGAUUGA